UUGCCCCCACGCCAACAACUCCACGCAGGAGUGAGUUUUGUCAGUUCAAUAACUCAAAGUUCCAGUUUUUGUAGGUCAAGGUGAGAGAGAAUAUGCUUCUAGUCAACAUUUCGAGCACCGAGUUCUACGGCGCUGAGUAACCCAUUCCAUACUCCCAAAGAAAGCUCAAUCGAUCAUUGAACAACCCACCCAUUUCAUAUUCCCAAAGAAAGCUCAAUCGAUCAUUGAACAAAAGGUACAACCCAUGCGGGUGGGUUGGUGGAGAAUACCGACACGGGUGAUUAGUAGAGAAUAUCUACGUCUCUCUAAGGAGAAGAAAAAUCAUGAUGCCUUCAGAAAUCGUUGCGGAUGUACUAUCGCGCUUACCAGUGAAAUCCCUUUUGAGAUUCAGGUGUGUAUGUAGAUUAUGGUGUUCUAUUAUAGACAGCCAAGUUUUCGUCAAAAUGCAUUUGCAUCAAUCCAUCACAACAAACUCAAAUCACAGCCUGAUUCUCGGAGGCUUGGGACUUUAUUCUGUAGCUUUGGAUUCACUCGACAAAGCCCAUGUCUUGAAAACCCCAUUUUAUUACAAGAGUGUUGAUGACAUAUCCAACUCUUGCAAUGGGUUAAUUCUUGUAAUGAGUGAGCCUCUUAUUUUGUGGAACCCUUUUUCCACAAAAUACCGGAUUUUACCUGACAACCCGAUCAAGUAUCCAACUCCUCUGUCGUGUUUUUCGAAGGUUAUAUAUGGAUUAGCUUAUGAUUCGAGAAAAGAUGAUUAUAAAGUUGUUCAGGUUGUUGAAUUUAGGAACAAAACUAGCCAUAUCUGGGAAUGCUCUGAGGCUGAGAUUUAUAGCAUGAAAUCGAAUUCCUGGAACAGGAUUGAGGGUUUUUCUUAUCCACUACCCAUUUUGAAGGGAAAAUGGGGGAUACACGUCAAUGGGGCACUGCAUACACUUGUGGAGGAUUAUUUCCACAUAUAUUCGGACAAAUCAAUUAGAAUUAUGUCUUUUAGUGUUGAGAGUGAGAACCACUACGAGGUGAUGUUGCCACCAAAUUUUCGGAUCAAGAAUGUGAAAUUGAAGUUGGAUGUGCUGGGAGGAUGUCUUUGUUUAGUUUGCACUAGCAAGUUUGGUGCUAGUAUAUGGGUGAUGAAGGAAUAUGGAGUUGAGGAAUCUUGGACUAAAUUGAUAUCAAUUGAUUCUUCAACUAUUGACCCAGAUGGCAUUUUGCGUCCUUUAGCUUAUUUGAAGCCAUUGGCUUAUUCGAAAAACUGCGAAAAUGUUCUUUUAGCUUAUGAUGACAAAAGGCUUGUUUGGUACAAUUUUAUAAGAAAAACUAUCAAGAAUGUAUCUGUUCGUGGGUUGCCUUUUUUGUUUUUUCCUGAGGCUUGUGUUGAAAGCCUUAUUUCUCCUUGUGGCCCGGUCUGGAGAGAGGGUGACGAGGUCAAGAAAAGUGCACAAGACAAAAGGAAGGAAAAGAAUAAUAAGAAGAACAGGUAAAGCAACUCUAUAUCUUAGUAUUGACUUGCACUAGUCAAUUUAUUUUAAAUGGCUUUUUUUAUCUUAUCUAUUGUUUACUUGUACUUGGUUUCUGGAGUCAAUUGCAUGUUAUUUAAGUUGUUUGGAGUCUCUUUAAUGUAAAUGUUAAAAUGCCAUUGAUAUAUGUAAAAUUUGUUGAUUAGUGUAAAUUGGACGAUUAAAACA
Molecule: messenger RNA, 1685 nt
Organism: Olea europaea var. sylvestris
Lineage: Eukaryota; Viridiplantae; Streptophyta; Magnoliopsida; Lamiales; Oleaceae
Product: F-box protein CPR30-like
Exons: 1
Coding region: 324-1481 (385 amino acids)
Molecular function (GO): protein binding
Source: RefSeq, a predicted model, not a curated record